AUGUUGCUGCGUAAAGCGCUCGCGACUCUUUGCAGUACCCUAGUCGCUUUUUGUCUUGUAAAGCGGACCGUCAAUAUUUCGGAAACCGUUUGGCCCAGCGACAGAAAAGGUCAAGUCUGCCUACUAGCCUGCCGCCUGCAUGAAGCUGUCCUCCCACUCCCGAAGCUUUGCGGUGUGGAGUCACAUCCGGAAUCUCAAGCUGGCCUCCGGGACACGACGCGCUACAGCUGUGGCGGCUUGCUUAGUCCCAGCCCGGUAUGGUGUUGGAUAUGGGUUCGCGUACUGCUUGCACUUGCAUCCGACAGGAGAAACGGCUAUCGUGGUAUCAGCUAUCUAUGUUAG
Bipolaris victoriae FI3 is the source of this 342-nucleotide messenger RNA. RefSeq lists its product as hypothetical. NCBI's taxonomy places the organism in Eukaryota, Fungi, Ascomycota, Dothideomycetes, Pleosporales, Pleosporaceae. The coding region runs from base 1 to 342 and encodes 113 amino acids. The record is from RefSeq and is a predicted model, not a curated record. The transcript has a single exon.